CCCGGCCCCGCCCCGCCCCGCCCCGCCCCGGCCCGGCCCGGCAGGCGCACAGCGCGGGGCAGCGGCUGAGGCGGCGGAGGCCAUGUCGCACGGUCCGCGCAUGGUCCGCACGGGCGUCUCCACCUCCUUCUCCCCGCAGCCGCCGCCGCCGCCGCCGCCGCCCCCACACGGCGGCCCGGGCCCGGAGGCGGCGGGGCUGGUGGACGUCGGCUACGCCCGCUCCUGCGCCGCGGGGCUCAAGCUCGCCCAGAUGGUAUCACUGCUGAUUGGAUUCAUCUGUGUCAAUAGCUCAGUGUGGACAGAUUACAGUGCCUACAGCUACUUUCAGAUUGUCAGCAUAUGUGACUUGAUUAUGAUUGGUAUCUUUUACUUGGUCUACAUUUUCCGAGUUUACAAAAUGCUUAGCUGCAUUAGCUGGCCUCUUGCGGAAUUUCUGCAUUAUUUAAUUGGUACAGUUCUGCUUUUCAUUGCAUGUAUUGUGGCAGCAUCCAAGAGCUACAAUCAAUCAGGACUCAUAGCUGGAGCGGUCUUUGGUUUCCUAGCUACAUUCCUUUGCAUAUUGAACAUGUGGUCAUCUUACAAGGUCUCUUGUGUUACUCAGUCCACAGGAUGUCUGUGCCUUGCUAAAGGUGAAACCAAAGAAAAGAGCCAACCACUGAGUAAAGAGAGUGGAUAUUGUUGCAACAGGACUGUAUUCCAAAAGUGUGUGAAGAUCUACUUGAAAAACUUGUGCAAAGGAAGGAACAAACAGUAUUUGGACCAAAGAAGCUGGCACCAAAAUAAUUUAUAAUGGAGAAACUGAAUUUCCUGAGCUUUACAGAGAAAUGCUAUUUCUGUCCUUUUGAACUGCUCUCUUGCUCCCAACUAGUUGCAAUAAGAAUAAUAAAACCUCAUCUGGAGAGUUUACACUUCUUCAUUAGGAUCUGUAUAAUCUUAAAGGUGGAAAAAAUUAAUUCUGAUUUCUUCCAUCCUUUUACAAAAGGGAAAUCUUUCUUCUCUAUUAACCUUUAACAAAACAACUGCUACACACCAAAGCUGUGCCUGGGAAAUCUGCCUGAAAUCCUCUUCUACCUCUUCAUUUCAUGGUCACUGAGAUUUUUUUGCAUUAUCUUAGUCAAGACUAGAAAAAGACCUUAAAGAACUUAUUCUUGGAGGAUUCACUGUGAACACUCCCUUUUAACCUCAGAAGUAAACUGGGUUUUUUAGAUGACCAAAGACAUGUUUCAAUGUUUACAUUUUAAAAUGGCCAAAUCAGUAAGCUUAGAAACUUCUUUUUAGUAUCCCACAGUACAGGAAAAUAGAUAUCCAAGAACACAUAUUUAAAGGUGAGCCAAGUUUCCUGUUUUCCUUCUUGUCAAUUUGUAUUUGCAUACUGGACUUCAUUCACAUUUAUGCAGAAUUAACCCAUGGGAAGGGGAAACUGAGUUAUCCAGGAAUUUCUGUCUUUGGAGUUAUAAGUAUCAUUAUCUGUUUCUUCAACAUGCAGACAGUGUUGAUGACUCAACUGCUCAGCCAGGUCUAUGCUUUCAGGAACUAGAAACCAUCUUAGGGGAAGUAUGUAGCAGAGACAGAACCUCCCCUUGUCUGUGGGUGCAGCUCACCUCCACCACAGCUCUUGUUUUCUAAAUCAAACCCAUUUAGGCAGGCUGACUAGGGUCCAGGCCCAGGGCAGAAGGUCUAAAUAAAGUUCACUUGAUGAGGGACAGGCAUAAAGGGCCUUGUGCAGGCUCUUUGGCUCCAAUUAACCAGGAGGCCAAAGGAAACAUGGGAAGAGCAGCAUCAUUUGAGCUGUUUCUUAUUUUUUUGUUUGCACUAAUCUGUGCCUAAAUGCCUAGCCUCCGUUUUUGUGAUCACUCUCCUUAUAUAGAAUAAUAACUGUAUAUAUAAUAAUCCCUUUUUAUUAUAUAGAAUAAUAAUUCUAUAUAUAAUAAUCCCUUUUUCCCCUAAGGAGCAAGCCAUUAUACAUUUUGUCAUUCUUUGCCUCUGUAUCAUGUUUGUUUCUGUUUUAUGUGCUUUUAUUUUCUUACUCUCUGCUAAAAGAAGUUGGCAAGAAGAUAGGGCUACAAAUAUUAAACUAAUGAAAUAAAAAUAGCUGAAGCUUAUUACUGUUUUCUGGUAGAGGUAGAAAAUUCUUCUCAACAUAGCAUGCCGUUUCCACAAUUUAUGUUGCUGUUGCAAACUUCCUCUUAAAGAAAACAAAAUGACCAGCAAAGGAGCCAACCAAAAGCACAAAUGUCUAUUUUCUGCCAAUACUUGGAUUUAUUUUUGUAAAUGAAAUGGUCACAGGCCUUAUUUGUACUAAAAAAUUAUUAAAAUGUAAGUGUUGUUCAUUCACCAGCCAGUUGUAUAUAAGCCUUUAAUAAUGUUACAGGUUUUGUACAAAGUCCAGAAUUGGCCUGCUUUUGUGCCUGACAGCCCUGUCUGGUAUUUAUUCUCUCCACUGAAAAUGUCAGUUUGUGUGAAUUAAGAGUAUAUGAAUAGUCAUUUAUCCAUAAACCAUGUAGUAUGGAAGUAGCAAUGGUGUAAGCUGCCAGCAUUGCACAGCCAUGACUUGGAGAAUCCAGUGAGCUAGUGUGACAAAAGAGUGCAUUCUUGGUGCCUAUCUUUGCCUUCUCUGUGGAAAAUGCCAACAGCUAGUGGUGAUGUUUUCUGCAAAGGAGAGAGAUGCUUUUUCACUGACUCAGGCCCCUGAACUGAUUUUGAUGACUGAUGACCUCACUUUGAUUUGGACCAGGAACCUAGCUAUUUAAGGUGUUGUAUGUCCCAUCCUCAGGAGGAGCGUUUAUAAUACAAAACAGUACUUCUCCUAGUUUUUCUUCUUUUCUUGUGUGAGGAAUGCACAUGUGUUUACUAUGCACAUUAUCAGUGCAACCCUCUCUCCUCUGGCAGCUAUUCAAGAAAGAAUUCCUUCAGCAACCGAGCCAACUGUGCCUUGCCCUUUCUCAUCAGCCUCCUCACUGACUGUGGCAGCAGGACAGCAUGUCCUAUGGAUGCAGGACAGCAUGGUUCAUGGAGGCCACAUCGUGCUGAGAGUUUCAAAAGGAAGGUGAGCUCUCUGGCAAUUGAGCUAGUUCCUAUACCUCUCAGGUGGUCCACAUAUUCCUCUGUACAGGAUUUGUGCCUCUUAUCCCCAAGUGCUGCUGCAUUUGUGCCUCUUAUCCCUCCCUCCUCUCCCCUCCUGAGUGCCGCUGCACUGUCAUUUGCUGGACUUCCACAAGACACCCUCCCUCCCCCCCAACAAUUCCAGGUAGGAAAGGCCCCCAAGUGGGAGCUGAACCCAAUCUAGCAGCCAAAUUGUCUGUUAUUGCCCAAAGAAUAUUUUCUCAGACACUUGAGUACACUGGGAGCAUUGUAUCAAAGAAACAAGAUAAAAACUCUCCUUUUCACUUGCAUCUGCAGACAAAGCAAAAACUAGGCCAGGUGUAGACAUGGAAGGCUUUCAUUAACAUACUUAUCAGUAUAACUUUGUAAAGCACUGGUAGUGCUCCAAACCCACUUGUAUUGGCGCAUUUCAAAUUCAGAGCACUUUCAGAGCAUUACUUUCCCACCACCCAACACAUGUGCGCGCACGUACACACACAAGCCUGCAGCCAGAGAGCUGGAGAGCAUGAAUCCCUGUAUGCCUCUUAGCCUCUGGAGGUUUCCAAGGACAACUGGUAUCACAGUUUGAUUGCACAGGAGAGCACUAAUUGGCUGUCUGCUCUCCUUGUCCCCCUGCCCUCUCCCUCAAGAGUUGGGGAGCAGAGCACUGUGGGAUGCCAGAGGACUGAGCACUCUGGUGGAGGGUGCACCUAUUUCAGGAGGUGCUACAUCAGCACCCUCCCUAGCUGUAGCGCUCCACAGGCACUCAGCAUGCUUUGAAGAGAACAUCUGCCCGUGACCCUAAUGUGGAUACAGCUUACACUGGCAAAACAGUAUUUUUGCUCUUUAGUUUCCUUCACCCAGUCCCUGCAGGACAUAAGUUCUGACAGCAAAGGUGCAAUUUUGCUGCUAUAUCUGUGUCUGCAACAGCAGUUUUUGCUGCCACAGCUGUGCUGAUUGGAAAUUAUACCCUUGUUGGAAUUGAUAUACCAGGCUGAGUUUGUAGCAUGGACCUGGGUGCUUUAUUUCUCUGUGAAUUUGAUGUGGAAUAUGGAAUACCAGUAUUUAAAAAUAAAUUAUAUAUAUCUUGUAAAAAAUA
Molecule: messenger RNA, 4180 nt
Organism: Alligator mississippiensis (American alligator)
Lineage: Eukaryota; Metazoa; Chordata; Crocodylia; Alligatoridae
Gene: CMTM7
Product: CKLF like MARVEL transmembrane domain containing 7
Exons: 5
Coding region: 83-790 (235 amino acids)
Cellular component (GO): membrane
Source: RefSeq, a predicted model, not a curated record